AUGGGAGUUUCGCUUGAAAACACUCUUAUUCUUAAUGUUUGGGAGGUUCAAGCACAAUUGACUACUUUACAAACCCAAGACAGAAUUUCCUUGGUAAAUGACUCGAAAUAUGGAACAUCGUCAAAGUCCUUAGGUCGUCCUUCAAGAUUUCCGAAAUCAUUUUCCAUAUCUGGAAUUCAAAAAUGUUUCACGCCCAAGAAGACCUAUCUAUUUUUGAUAAUGGUUACAUGGAAUGACGAGUCGGAAGUGUUGGUUUACAAAUCGUUACAGUUUAGGGCUCUUCCAUGA
Oikopleura dioica is the source of this 288-nucleotide messenger RNA. Lineage: Eukaryota; Metazoa; Chordata; Appendicularia; Copelata; Oikopleuridae. The record is from the annotation of a GenBank genome assembly.